Molecule: messenger RNA, 4632 nt
Organism: Lutzomyia longipalpis
Lineage: Eukaryota; Metazoa; Arthropoda; Insecta; Diptera; Psychodidae
Gene: me31B
Product: ATP-dependent RNA helicase me31b
Exons: 5
Coding region: 746-2101 (451 amino acids)
Biological process (GO): P-body assembly; cytoplasmic stress granule assembly
Cellular component (GO): cytoplasmic stress granule; P-body
Molecular function (GO): mRNA binding; ATP binding; RNA helicase activity
Source: RefSeq, a predicted model, not a curated record
CAAUACCCAAUUGUCCUUCUUUUUUGCAGGUAUAAUAAAAAAAUAAAUAAAUAAAUGAGAAUCGAAAAGUGAAAAUAUCAGAGAUUAAUUUGAGAAAGACAGAGCUAAAAGGAAAAAUUUACAAUUUUUUUUUAAAGGAGAACACAAGCGACAGUCCCAGAGGAUUAUUACAAAAAAAAUUUACAAAGAGAAAAAAAAUGUGUACAGUUUUGGGUGAAAAUUGAAUCACGUUAAAACAGUAAAAAUGUAUCAAGAAAAGUGAUUAAAAACCCACUGAAAAUCUUCGAAAAAAAAGAACGCAAAAAAUAAAGCACAUAGACUUAGAAAGGACUCUUUUUAGUAGGAUCAGAAAAAGGACGCUUAACUGAAAUCGUGUCUCCCAUAGAAAGUUUCAGAGAGAUUUUACAAGAGACAAGUGCUAGAGACUUGAGAGAAAGCAAAGAUAGAAAAAAAAAUCCUGAGAGAUUAACCAAAGACAAAGUGAAAAAACAAACAUAAGAAAAUUUUAAGUGUAAGAAAACAAUUUUGCAAGUUUUCAUUCUUUUCCAACGUGAAAGUGAGACAUUGUAAAAAAAAAACACAUAAACUUGAAUUUAUUUUGUAAGAAUAAAAAAGCACCUAAAUUGCAAAGUGAAACUGAAAAAAUAAUAAAAAGGGUGAUUUUGUGCAAAAGGGUAAUAAUUUUACGUUGUGCAAAAAGAAGCAGCAGUGACCAGUAAAUCCAGAGAUUGUGUUGGAGAGAAAGAUGAUGACUGAAAACCUUAGCAUGGCAAACAAUCAUCUGAAUAAUCACGGCCCCCAGAAGGGCACGUAUGGCAGUGAAAAGGCAGGUGACGACUUGGGGUGGAAGGCAAAAUUGAAAAUUCCACCAAAAGAUAAUCGAAUUAAAACGAGUGAUGUCACAGACACACGAGGAAAUGAAUUUGAGGAGUUUUGCCUUAAGCGCGAACUUUUGAUGGGGAUCUUCGAGAAAGGAUGGGAGAAGCCGUCACCCAUUCAGGAGGCCGCCAUACCUAUUGCUCUCGGUGGUAAGGAUAUAUUGGCACGUGCUAAAAACGGUACGGGCAAGACAGGAGCCUACUCGAUUCCGGUGCUGGAGCAAGUUGACACCACCAAGGAGUACAUUCAAGCAUUGAUUAUUGUGCCAACGCGUGAAUUGGCCCUCCAGACAUCGCAGAUUUGCAUUGAGCUGGCCAAGCACAUGGACAUUCGUGUUAUGGUCACGACUGGUGGUACCAAUUUAAAGGAUGAUAUUAUGCGAAUUUACCAGAAAGUACAAGUGAUUAUUGCAACGCCUGGUCGUAUACUGGAUCUAAUGGACAAAGAGGUGGCAAAUAUGGCACAUUGCAAGAUGUUAGUAUUAGAUGAGGCAGAUAAGCUGCUAUCGCAGGACUUUAAGGGCAUGCUGGAUCAUGUCAUAAUGAAAUUGCCGAAGGAACGUCAGAUAUUGCUAUUCUCUGCAACAUUCCCAGUCAGUGUGAUGAAUUUCAUGGAAAGACAUUUGCGUGAGCCAUAUGAGAUAAAUUUAAUGGAGGAGCUCACACUGAAGGGUGUUACGCAGUACUAUGCAUUUGUGCAGGAGCGCCAGAAGGUGCACUGCCUCAAUACGCUCUUUUCGAAAUUGCAAAUAAAUCAAUCCAUCAUCUUUUGCAAUUCAACACAGCGUGUUGAGUUGCUUGCAAAGAAGAUAACUGAAUUGGGUUAUUGCUGCUACUACAUCCAUGCAAAAAUGGCUCAGGCGCACCGCAAUCGUGUUUUUCAUGACUUUCGGCAGGGUCUAUGCAGGAAUUUGGUGUGCUCUGACCUCUUUACACGUGGUAUCGAUGUACAGGCUGUGAAUGUUGUUAUCAAUUUUGAUUUUCCCAAAAUGGCCGAGACCUAUCUCCACCGAAUCGGACGAUCUGGACGAUUUGGACAUUUAGGUAUUGCGAUCAAUCUCAUCACAUACGACGAUCGCUAUGAUCUGCAUCGCAUUGAGAAGGAGUUGGGAACGGAAAUAAAGCCAAUUCCCAAAACAAUUGAUCCAUCACUGUAUGUGGCGACCUCACUGAAUGAUCCAAAUAACAGUUUGAACAACGAUGAGGGCAAUGUGAGUAAGUGAACACUGAUUUAUCAUCCACCGUCUCCCCGGAAGCUCCACGAGGGCUCCACAAACACCUCAAAUAUCUGUCGUGUGGCAAAUUAUCUGGGUGGAUUAGCGUGAUAGUUUAUUUUCUUUACUAUACUUCUCUGAAGUUUUCUGGGGGGAAGGUAGAAGGAGUUUUUUUUUUUUUUAAUUUAUGCUUUGAUAGCCCAGAGCAAUUAAAAGAAGAAGAAAAAAAUAAUAAUGAAGAGGAGAAGGAAGAAAACUCAAGGAAUUUCAUUUGAAAAAAAAAGAAGAAGAAGAAAUAUUGCUUAAAAAGAUUUUGUUGAAAUUUAUUUGAAAAAAAAAACUAUAUUUUUUGCACUGAAUCAGUUUAAAACAACAACAAUUUAUUGAAUGGGGAACAAGAAAAAUCGUGAAAUUGAUUACAUUGCGGGAAAAUCAAAAGAUCAAGAAAACAACUAAUUUAUCAACGUAUUUUUUUUUGUAUUGAUUACAUUUUUUCUGUGUCGAGUGAUUUUUUUUUAAUUUAAAAAGUGAAUUAAUGUGGAAGGAGGGAUAAAAAUAAAGAAUUUUCAACUUGAGAGGAAUAUAGUGAAUUUUUGUAUAGAAGAAAAAUUAGAGGAAAAAAAAAAGAUAAAAAAGAAUUUUCAUUGAAUUUCAAAGCAUGUGGAAUGCAAAGGGGAAAAAUUGUAUUUAAUACAAAGAAAAAAGAGAAAAGCAAAACAAAAACAAAACAUCCCAAUCAUUGUAACUUUUCUUUUUUGAGAAAAAAAAAUUGUAAAAGUGUAUAAAAUUUCACUGAUUUUUCCUCUGUGGAAACCACCUAUUUUUUUUUUAUUAAAAAUUUAUUAUAAAUUAAAUAUUCGCAGAAUAAAACUUGAAAAAAUAAACAAACAUUUGAGACAUUUAUGCAAAUUUUAAACAAAGAAUCUGUUUGAAUUUUUUUUUUCGUUUCUUUUUUUUGUCAAAAAAUCUUAAGAAAAAAAAACAAAAGUAAUAUAAAAGGUCCAUCCAUCGAGAGGAAGAAAUGUGAAGGAUUUUGGUGACAAAAUCACAAAUCAAAUCAUAUUAAAUGAAGAAAAAAAAAUUUUAGUAAAAUUGUAUCAGAUCGAAAGAGAAGAUGGAGAAAUAGAAAGAGGAACGAAAAAAAAACUUAGUGAAUAUUAUUGAGAAAACAAAUUUAAAAAAAUAUUAGGAUGAAAGUCCCGUAAACAACACACACACAUGUAAAAUGAGAUGAAAAUAAAAAAUCUUUGUACAUUUUAAAAGAAAAGUAAAAGAAGAAAUUCACACACAGACUAUAAAUAAAUAAAGAAAAAAUAAUUAUAUAAGACUUGUAAAUAACAAAUAUACAAAAUUAAAUUUUAAGUGAAAAAAAAAAUAUAAAGUAGAAACUUGCGAGACAGGAAGAAAGAAAAGUCAGCAGAUGAAAGAGAAAACAUAUUCCUGCGAAAAUUUUCGCUAAGGGAAAUUGCUAACGGUAAUUAAGUGGUUAAAGCCGGUAAAGUUAAAAAAAAAAAAGAAGCUGGUAGGGAGGGGAAUGCAAAGAGAUUGAGGGAAAGUUUAUUAAAGAAAAUAUGAUUCAAAACUAAAGCUGGACAGGUUAACGGAACUGGACUGAAAUUGGUAAGGUUUAGAGGAAUCUUAGAAGAAGGAAACUUCUAAGAAAUUAAUAGAUGAUGUACUGAAUUUAGGGGGAAAUGGGUCUUUGUCAAUUUUUCUAAACGUUUGUGAAUUUUCAAGUGGUUAAGAGACUCCAAAAAUCUUGUCUUGGGACCUUAAAAAUUCUUGCGGAGAAUCCCUAAAAGUAAAACCCCAAAGUCUGAUCUUUAAUUUAUAUUCACAACAAAAUAUAAUAAUUUGAAAAACUAUUGAUUGAGUAAAACAUUCUCGGGAAUAGGAAGCACAUAGAAUGUUCUGGAGAGGUGCAAAAUAAAGUUGUCUUUAUUAGAAAAUUUUAAAUUAACUAAUAAUGAUGCAGAAAGUUUCAUUUGGGAAAUCCUUGAACUAUCCUUUCAUGAAAACCUUGAAAAUUGCUCAAAAGAAAUAUCUUUUUCACUUAAAAGGAACAAGGAAAACCUAAAGAUUUCUCUUUUAAAAAUAUUUAAUUUUUACAUAUUUGUCUGUUUCCGAGAAAUAGGAAAGCUAAGUAAAAUCAUUAACCAACAAGUUAAUGCUGAAAUGUGGCGAUAAAAAGUUUGAAAGUGAAUUCUUAAGGUCACAAAAUUUUUAUUAAAUGUCAAAAACUAAUUUAUUCUUUAAUGACAAAAAUAAUGAGAAUUUCCAGUCAAAGUCUUCACUAAAUCUUCUCUAAAUUAAUAUCAUGAGCAUAAAUAUUAAAAGAUUCUGGUUGAAUAAAUUCAAGAUCAGUUCUAGUAUUGACAGAUUAAUCAAGAAAAAGAAAAAAAAAACAGAAAUAAUUCGAGAUUUGAACUCGGGCUAAAAGUGAUAGUAAACUGAAGUGCUGACUACUAUGCCACGCGCAUAAAAGAAUAAAGAAGUUUCCAUUUCACAGAAUUUUAUUUUUAAAUUAUUUUCAAUAGAAA